AUGUUUUGUCGUGCUGGCUCCGGGCCUCCGGACCCACUCUGCCGCGUCUCGGCCGCGAGGUCACGUGACCUCGCUCCAGCGACCGUAUUCUUAAGCAUAUCGUCGCAGAUAUCUGUUCUCACGAGCACGACAAGGCUAACCUGCCGCCGGGACUUCCCCGUUUGGUACGACGCUCUCUACGCCGAAGCCGACGCAGCAGACGUCUGGGAUCUCAUAGACCCAGACGACACUACGUCUCCGUCAGACCCAAGAGAGGACGAUGAAGAACUCUCGAUCGAAUCAUGGAUCACGCAGCAGAACGAAAAGCAGCGUAGAACCUAUGAUCGGAAGCGGAAAGCCUACGAUUCGAUUCUCCAGCAUAGGGCAGAAGCGAGUGACGAUACAGGGGAAGAACUCCAGGAGCCUGUAGCACAACCAACUCUCACGCAAAACACGCCCGGGAUCUUUGAAAGAUAUACGAACUACCUCGCUUCAAAAUCAGGCCGCGACGUCCUCAAAACUCGUCGGGAGCGGGACUUCGACUCUAUUCAGCGUUGGGUUAAGGAAACGGUCGACAAGGACAUCCUCUACGCUGCGAGAUCGGAGAUCCUAGCGAACAACCAACGUUCACUCCGUGCUCUUAUUCAGUACCUUCGGAAACGCUACGCUCCAAGCGAAUCAAGCAGUCAAACUACAGUUCGCGAAGAGUACCUUCUCCUCCUGGAAAAGGCCAACACAAGCGUAAACCCCCAGACCUGGCUAAGAGACUUCCAUCGAGUACUGCUCCGCGCGCUUCGAUUCAGAAUACCGGAAAGCCAGGGAACGCUCGCUUCGAAAACUUUUCUUCGAGCGGUGGGACACCGUUUUGCCCCCUCCUGGGCGACCUCCGAGCUCACUGAAAUUGUCAAAAUGGAGCGCAAGGGGGACCGCAUCCCUACUGUAAGUGAAUACAGGGAUAUGCUGGAGGACUUGCUGUAUGAGGACACCCUAUACGACAAAAAUCGGGGUAAAACAAGCGGUGUGUACGCUACCCUUGCCGGUCGCCCGAGCGAAGCAAUCUCAGAUGGAAAAAGCGGUUCGAAAGGAAAAGGCAAAUCCGAAGCGUGCCCCUGCAACAAACCCCACAACGCAAACCCCCUGGAGUGCACCCGCGUGGAGUACGCCCUUACCGGGCGAAUCAAGCCUUCCCAGGACAAACUAUCGAGGGACGAGUGCAAGGAGAUUCGAAAGCGUAUCAAUCAGUCCGAGAACUAUGAUCUCCGAGCCGAAUUAGCUCGGAAAGGCUGGAUCUGGGCGACGGAACCUCCCAGCUUCCGAAACCCAGCGCCGCCUCGCAAUAGGUCGUCAGGAAAUACCGGCUCUAAAGCGAAAUCGCAGCAAGAGGAGAAUGAGUCAGAGGUGACACUGAAGAGAAAUAUCCACGCAGUAACGAUCAGCCGUGAACUUCUCCGGGAAAUUUCGGACGACUUCGACUCGGACUACGACCAACCAAGCGUAUUUGCAACCCCACUGACGGGACCCCAUGUUCUGUCACGAAGCACGGUUCUCGACAACUGCGGAGCUACGCACCUUGUUAACAACCUUGACUUGCUUGAAUCGUCUUCUAUUAAAACGUGCAUCGGCGACGAGAGAGUCGACUCAGGAACUGCUUCGUACCCAAUCCUAGCAAAGGGAACGUGGAUCUUGCCAAAAGCACUAAAUGGCCCUGAUGGAGACCUCACAGCAGACCUUACGCUCCAUAACGUUGGAUACGUAGAGAACUUUCACGUUAAUAUCGUUUCGGAAGUACUCCUCCGAAAGACAGGCAUCUGGUACUCCGGAUUGGAUAACACACUUCGCCAGGGAACGUACAAAAACAGCGUGGUAGUCAAGCAUCUUGUUAGGAAGAUGAACAUUACUUUCUUCGAAUAUAAGACCGGUUCCCAGUAUAUUGCUCAGAAGCGAAUUACCUCGAGUAACGCAGGAAUCGUGAACCAUUUGGUGCUUGCACUACAGGAUCCCGCUCGACUCUCGCUUCGUAAACCACCUGAUAGGGUCUCAUGGGAUCUCUUCGACUACCCGACAAGCUUUGACAAGAACCGCUGGCUCUUAGUGAUCAAAGACGAAUAUACCGGUCGUCUUUUCGCGUUUCCGCGCCAUAACGGGAUUGAAAUCGAAGAGACACCCCCCUACACCAAGGAACCCAAUGGCGGAGGCGAACGAGCGGGCCAGGAAUUAAUAACCCGAGCGAUAAAGAUGCUCAGCGCAGCGGGCCUGCCAACUACUCUCUGGGUGGAAGCAGUCAUGGCAGCCGCCUACCUGUACAAUAUGUCACCACGGAAGCGAAGAGCUUGGCUCUCACCAAUUCAAAUCUCGGAACCUCCGGCUACGGCGAACCCAGGACUCCAAUUCCUCAGACUCGCAAAACCAAGCGAACUCGUAUUUUCACUUGAAGAGCAGCCCCUGCCACCUGCCUUCGCGCCGUCGACCGUAAUCUCAGAAGAGACAACGGUAAAACGCUCCGCGGUUAACAGCCGACGCGAAGAGGGCCUGCUCACCCCGGAACCGACCCCUGAGCCGGCCGCAGCGCCGGAGGGGACGGACGGGCAAACGACCGGCCAACAAAGCUCCGAAGCGAUGGACGCCGGCGUUCCCGACCCGGGGCACGAAGCCCUCUCUGAGGCGGUCGAAGACGUGAUAUACGUCAAGACCAACAACGAACCUCCACGAGAACCGGCCGUGGAGGCCGACUCGAGUAAUGAUCUCGGGGGUGACUCCCCAACUCACCCGGUGCGGCCACACUCGGAUAAUGGGAACGGGCGCGAACCCGAGAUAAAGACCAAGCGGGUGUACAACCGCAAGGACUACGGCCAACAACAGGGCAAACCGAGACGAUCACCUCGCUUCGCCCAACACUUCGCAUUCCUACAAACGGAACAGCGGUCACUCCACAGCGAGUGA
Messenger RNA from Colletotrichum truncatum, 2919 nucleotides. The record is from RefSeq and is a predicted model, not a curated record. NCBI's taxonomy places the organism in Eukaryota, Fungi, Ascomycota, Sordariomycetes, Glomerellales, Glomerellaceae.